AGUACGGUUUUCGGAGGGAUCGGACUCAGACUCAUGUCGCACUCCUCGCAGUUGGACUGGUGGGAACUGGGAACACUGGAGACCUGAUUUCGAGCUGACGCUACCGUCGCGGCCGCCAUUAAGUUCCUUUACUGUGUUUUCUUGGUUCAGCCUUGAAGUGAGUCGUGGACGAUCCUCUCUCAGCGUCCAGCCUAGACGGCGGGGUUGCUCCGGCAGCGUUCCUGGGAGCCGAGGGCCAGAGACUAAGUUAAAAGGCCCCUCCCCAUCUUCAGAACAGUCCUGGGUUCUGAGCCUGCCAUCCAAGGAACUCGGGAGGAGGAGUUGACAGUCUCUUCGUUCCUAACCACCCUGGGACAACUUCAGCAUGUCUCAGGCCACCAAGAGGAAGCAUGUGGUGAAGGAGGUGCUAGGGGAGCACAUAGUGCCCUCCGACCAGCAGCAGAUUGUCAGGGUACUCAGGACCCCAGGGAACAAUCUGCAUGAGGUGGAGACAGCCCAAGGGCAGCGCUUCCUGGUGAGCAUGCCCUCCAAAUACCGCAAGAACAUCUGGAUCAAGAGAGGGGACUUUCUCAUUGUUGACCCUAUUGAAGAGGGAGAAAAGGUGAAGGCUGAAAUCUCGUUUGUGCUCUGCAAAGACCACGUGCGCUCUCUGCAGAAGGAGGGGUUUUGGCCUGAAGGCUUCUCUGAAGUGGCUGAGAAACACAACAACAACAGGAACAGACAAACUCAACCAGAACUCCCAGCUGAGCCACAGUUAUCAGGAGAGGAGUCCAGCUCAGAAGAUGAUUCUGACCUGUUUGUUAACACAAACCGCAGACAGUAUCAUGAGAGUGAGGAGGAGAGUGAAGAGGAAGAGGCAGCCUGAGACCCUAGGACCCACUUCUCCACUUGCUCAGGGACUGGCCCCUGGCUCUUCUGGGCUUGGACAUUCCCAGGGUGCUCUGCAGAUCUUCACCCCUGGAUGAGGACAAAGCAGGGCUCCUCUCUGAACUGAUCUUUUGAUUAGGAGAAUUAAACCCCUGGUGGGUUGGUGACUUGU
Messenger RNA from Nomascus leucogenys (northern white-cheeked gibbon), 1039 nucleotides. RefSeq names its product eukaryotic translation initiation factor 1A domain containing (gene EIF1AD). Gene Ontology annotation, cellular component: nucleus. Gene Ontology annotation, biological process: translational initiation. The record is from RefSeq and is a predicted model, not a curated record. Gene Ontology annotation, molecular function: RNA binding; translation initiation factor activity. Lineage: Eukaryota; Metazoa; Chordata; Mammalia; Primates; Hylobatidae.